Messenger RNA from Peromyscus californicus insignis, 6863 nucleotides. RefSeq names its product EPH receptor A10 (gene Epha10). Gene Ontology annotation, biological process: cell surface receptor protein tyrosine kinase signaling pathway; axon guidance; protein phosphorylation. NCBI's taxonomy places the organism in Eukaryota, Metazoa, Chordata, Mammalia, Rodentia, Cricetidae. The record is from RefSeq and is a predicted model, not a curated record. Gene Ontology annotation, cellular component: neuron projection; plasma membrane. Gene Ontology annotation, molecular function: ATP binding; protein binding; transmembrane-ephrin receptor activity. The transcript is spliced from 16 exons. The coding region runs from base 1557 to 4604 and encodes 1015 amino acids.
CACACACACACAGAGAGAGAGAGAGAGAGAGAGAGAGAGAGAGAGAGAGAGAGAAAUAGCACAUAAAAAUGACCAGUGAACUAUGAGGCUAUGUAUUCCCUUUGCAUUCGGUGUCCAGAGGUAUGGGAUGUGGCAGAAAUGAAUGAUUUGCCCAGAUAUCCUCUCCACGGAGUAUGGUGUCCAGGAAGUGUUAGCUGGAGGGGUGAGGAGUACUCAUCUAAGCAAAAUGUGCAGGCACUGGCACCCCACAGCCAAGUGCAUGGGUGGCUCACACUCACACUCCGGGCUUCUCCGGCUGUUGUAGCACCUAAGGGGAGAGGGGCUCCGGCCUCCCCUGAAAAGCCACAAGGUGGAUGGAGCUUCCUCCCCUCAAGUUCAGUUCAAAUGGUGAAGCUCAAUGGCUGCUUCCUUCGUUCCGGGGGGGCCCCCCCAGCCCUCCCCACCCCGCCAAAUGGUUAAACCUUCAGCUCGUACACAAGUGACCUUCAUUAAAUAGAGGUCGUGUCUCACGUUUCCUUGCAGCGUCUUCAGCUCCAGCCGAACUCUUCGAGGACUGCUCCGCCUCUUUCACAGGGACCUCAGAUUCCCGGUGCUGCAUUUCUCAUCGUUCUUCUUGGGUGGGAAGAGUGGGGUGCUCAUAGAGGAACCCCAACUUGAACAGUCUGUGGAGAAAGGCUGUGGGGUGUGCUGCUAUGUAUAUGGAUAGCAGAAGCAAGAACCCGGGAAGCGGAUGUUCGUGCACAAUCUACCACUGCCCCCAUCUCAACGUCCACAUGGUUUCCCAGCCUCGGAAGCGAUGCUGGUAGGGUGGGACCCUGUCUCCAGCUUGACUCUCUUUUCCCAAGCAGCUCCUAGGAUUGGGCUCUGCGUGUGUGUGUGUGUGUGUGUGUGUGUGUGUGUGUGUGUGUGUGUGUGUGUGUGUGUGAUGAGGGCGGGAGAGAAAGGAGGAGGGAUCGAACCAUGAAACACCGGGAGCCGCAGACACAGGAAGAGGCCAAGGGCUGGGAGACACCAGAGCUCCCUAGAGCUUGAGGUCAGGAUAUCAGUCUCGGAAAUCCCCUGCAAGUCCUGGGAACAAGGGUGCUCCCAAGAAUAGCUAAGAGACUGCAUGUGUCGCCGCUUCCCCGCGGACCGCCCCUCCGUAAGCCACGCCCACAGCGCCUACUUCUCAGGAUGCAGAAAGCUAAGGUUGGAGGGUCUCUGGUCCACCGACGCCAGCUUGUCUCGCUCUCCAGCAGCCCCGCUAGCUCUCAGGGCUGCCCUACCCCCACGGUUUGGAGAUCUGCGGGACCCCUUGGUUUCCCCCUCCAGCUGGGCGUUCCGCCCCUGGCCUAUGAAACUCCACCUCCUCAUUCUCUGCUGGCCAGGAUUGGUGGGUCUCCCACGGCGAUGCCUAGCGAUUGGUCCCCAUGGAUGAUGGUGACCAGCGAGACUCCGCCCCCGGCCGGCGCUGGGGUCUGGGGGCACUGCUCAGCGGUGCUGGGCUGGCGAGGCUUGAGCCGCCGCCACCGCCGCCGCCGCCGCCGCCGCCGCACUGACAGCUCCGUCUGUGGACCAUGGAGACUGGCGCCGGUCCACACCCGCUGCGCCUCUUCGUCUGCCUGAUGCCACUCUGCCUGGCUCUGCUUCUGGGACCUGGGCGGCCCGGGACCGCCGAGGAAGUUAUCCUCCUGGACUCCAAAGCCUCCCAGGCUGAACUGGGUUGGACUGCCCUGCCAAGUAAUGGGUGGGAGGAGAUUAGUGGCGUGGACGAACAUGACCGUCCCAUCCGUACGUACCAAGUAUGCAACGUACUGGAGCCCAACCAGGACAACUGGCUGCAGACGGGUUGGAUCAGCCGUGGCCGUGGGCAGCGCAUCUUCGUGGAACUGCAGUUCACGCUGCGCGACUGCAGCAGCAUCCCUGGCGCCGCGGGCACCUGCAAAGAGACCUUCAACGCUUACUACCUGGAAACGGAGGCCGACCUGGGACGUGGGCGUCCCCGCCUAGGAGGCAACCGGCCCCGCAAGAUUGACACUAUCGCGGCUGAUGAGAGCUUCACGCAGGGCGACCUGGGGGAGCGCAAGAUGAAGCUGAACACAGAGGUGCGUGAAAUCGGCCCCCUCAGCCGGCAAGGCUUCCACCUGGCCUUCCAGGAUGUGGGUGCAUGCGUGGCGCUGGUCUCCGUGCGUGUCUACUACAAGCAGUGCCGUGCCACAGUGCGGGGCCUGGCGUCCUUCCCAGCCACGGCAGCCGAGAGUGCCUUCUCCACGCUGGUGGAAGUGGCUGGAACAUGCGUGUCCCACUCGGAAGGGGAACCUGGCAGCCCUCCCCGCAUGCACUGUGGCGCCGACGGCGAGUGGCUGGUGCCGGUGGGCCGCUGCAGCUGCAGUGCAGGAUUCCAGGAACGUGGUGACAUCUGUGAAGCCUGUCCCCCAGGGUUUUUCAAGGUGUCCCCAAGGCGGCCCCUCUGCUCACCGUGCCCGGAGCAUAGCCUGGCUCUGGAGAACGCCUCUACAUUCUGCGUGUGCCAGGACACCUACGCUCGCUCGCCCACUGACCCGCCCUCAGCCUCCUGCACCCGGCCGCCGUCCGCGCCACGGGACCUGCAGUACAGCCUGAGCCGCUCCCCCCUGGCGCUGCGGCUGCGCUGGCUGCCGCCUGCCGACUCAGGCGGCCGUUCCGACGUCACCUACUCGCUGCUGUGCCUGCUCUGCGGCCGCGACGGCCCGGCGGGCGCAUGCCAACCCUGCGGGCCACGUGUGGCCUUCGUCCCGCGCCAGGCCGGCCUGCGGGAACGCGCCGCCACGCUGCUGCACCUGCGGCCGGGCGCGCGCUACACCGUGCGCGUGGCCGCGCUCAACGGCGUCUCAGGCCCGGCAGCCGCCGCGGGAGCCACCUACGCGCAGGUCACCGUGUCCACCGGACCCGGGGGGAGAGAGGCACUUGGGACUCCUAUGGGAGAAACCUCUGCUGUCUCCCCAGAUGAUCGGGGUCAGGUUCCCCCACCCAACUCACGGGAAGUCCCUUGUCUCCCUGCUCCCCUCCUCUCAGCCUCCUGGGUCUGGGCCUCACUACUCCAUCCUCUCCAGGGUCAGAGUGAGCAGACUUACUCCACAGUGAAGACAGGGGCACCGGCUGUCACCGUCACCAACCUGAAGCCUGCUACCAGAUACGUUUUUCAGAUCCGGGCAGCCUCCCCAGGGCCAUUAUGGGAGGCCCAGAGCUUCAACCCCAGUAUCGAAGUGCAGACCCCAGGGGAAGUUGCCUCAGGGUCCAGAGACCAGAGCCCCGCAGUAGUUGUUACUGUUGUGACCAUCUCGGCCCUCCUGGUCCUGGGCUCUGUGAUGAGUGUGCUGGCCAUCUGGAGGAGGCCCUGCGAUGGCAAAGGAAGCGGGGACGCCCACGACGAGGAGGAACUGUAUUUCCACUUCAAAGUCCCAACACGCCGCACGUUUCUGGAUCCCCAGAGCUGCGGGGACCCGCUGCAGGCUGUGCAUCUGUUCGCCAAGGAGCUCGAUGCCAAAAACGUCACCCUGGAGAAGAGCUUGGGAGCAGGACGAUUUGGGGACCUGUGCUGUGGCUGCCUGCAGCUGCCUGGUCGCCAGGAGCUGCCUGUGGCCGUACACACUCUGAGGGAUGGUUGCUCCGACUCCCAGCGGCUCAGCUUCCUGGCUGAGGCCCUCACCCUGGGGCAGUUUGACCACAGCCAUAUUGUGCGGCUGGAAGGAGUUGUCACCCGAGGAAACCCCUUGAUGAUUGUCACGGAGUACAUGAACCUUGGGGCCCUUGAUGACUUCCUCAGGCAUCACGAGGGGGAGCUGUUGGCCGCGCAGUUAAUGGGUCUGCUGCCGGGGCUGGCAUCGGCCAUGAAGUAUCUGUCAGAGAUGGGCUAUGUGCACCGGGGUCUGGCAGCCCGCCGGGUGCUCGUCAGCAGUGGCCUCAUCUGUAAGAUCUCUGGCUUCGGGCGGGGUCCCCGGGACCGAGCAGAAGCUGUCUACACCACCAUGAGUGGCCGGAGCCCAGCACUCUGGGCAGCUCCUGAGACGCUUCAGUUUGGCCACUUCAGCUCUGCUAGUGACGUGUGGAGCUUUGGCAUUGUCAUGUGGGAGGUGAUGGCCUUUGGGGAGCGGCCCUACUGGGACAUGUCUGGACAGGAUGUGAUCAAGGCUGUGGAGGAUGGCUUCCGGCUGCCACCCCCCAGGAACUGCCCCCCCUCGCUGCACCGGCUGAUGCUUGACUGCUGGCGGAAGGACCCAGGUGAGAGGCCCAGGUUCUCCCAGAUCCACAGCAUCCUGAGCAAGAUGGGGCAGGAGCCAGAGCCCUCCAAGUGUGCCGCGAACACCUGCCUCAGACCUCCCACCCCCCUGGCAGACCGUGCCUUCUCCACCUUUCCCUCCUUUGGCUCUGUGGGUGCCUGGCUGGAGGCCCUGGACCUGUGCCGCUAUAAGGACAACUUCUCUGCAGCUGGCUACGGAAGCCUGGAGGCUGUGGCUGAGAUGACCGCCCAAGACCUGGGGAGCCUGGGUAUCUCUUCCGCCGAGCAUCGAGAAGCCCUCCUGAGUGGGAUCAGCGCCCUGCAGACUCGAGUGCUGCAGCUACAGGGCCAGGGGGUACAGGUGUGAGCAGCUCAAUCCUGCCCAAGGACCUGCAAGCUACACCCGCCUUGGGUGGGAGGAGCGAGCGCUCUCUUACUCUUAGUGGGCCCUGAGCGGGUUGGUACCACGUUAUCCCCCCAUUUCAUAUCUCCUCUCAACACCUUGCUGACCUAGUGGUCCUCCAAAAGAGGUUCAGAUCCCUGGAGAGGACCCCAGAGAUAACAGUAGGAAGAAGUUUAGGGUGUCAAGGGCGAAGCCGGUUGGGGGAAGAUAGUCAAUUUCAGUUGUCUUACCUCAGGCCCCUUGGUCUUCCAUGCUCACUGGGGGUUGGGCCUAAUCAGUGGGCAUCUCAUUUCCUCAGAGAGCUUUUAGCCUGCCAGGCAGUAAGGGUCCCUGAGAGAGACCCAUUGGUUGUAGCAGAGGCCACAGCUGCCUGGUCACCUAAGUAUGGGACCCUGGGCUAGUGGGUGGUGUUCCUUAAUUCCUAUGCCUUGGCUAGGUCUGUCUGAACCCUGGUCCCAAGGCCCAAGCAGGAAAGUGGUGCUGAGCUCAGGGACUGGACCCCCCAGGCGGAGACUUCAGAGCUGAUGGCUUCCUGCCUUGGGUUAGCAGGUCAGGGCGAGGGCCAGGUUCCUACUAGGGCACACAAGGUCCUGGUGCUCCCCCUGGGCCUGGCUGUCUCAUUUAUUUGGGAACUGAUUCAGAAGAGAUCGGGGUAGUGGGGGGAGGUGUUGCUCUGCAUUCUGGAGAGUAGAGAGAAGGAGAAAGAGACUGAGGAGGCAGUGGUUUUGACAGUCUGGUUCAACCCCCCUGUAUAGAUGGGGAAGUCAGAGCUUAUGAUCUCAGAGCCAGGGUUUGACGCCAGACCAAAAUCCAGGGAGAAGGCUGACUCUGGAGACAGCUUGCCCUUCCCCAUGGUACCAGCACCGUUCCCUGCGCAGCCCAGCGACUCCUCGCUGGGUGAGUCCCUUCAGGCUGCUCUGCCCCCACACGCCAUGCUUCCUCUGUAGAGUGCGUGCGUGUGUGUGUGUGUGUGUGUGUGUGUGUGUGUGUGUGUGUGUGUGUGUGUGCUGUCCAGAGCCUUGAAGGAGUGUGGUGCUACCUGACCUAUCUGCAAGGGCCCUGGCAGCUGUGAGAACUUGAGACCAAGACUAUCCUGGGAGGGCAGAGAGGCUGCUGGAUGUGGACAGGACCACUGGGGCCAAAUUUUUCUACAUCAUUCCUGAUGGCUCCCUGCUCUGUUUCUGCUGUGGUAGGGAAGCGGGGCAGCAUGGGCUGGGCCAGCAAGUGGGAGUGCAGAGAGGCAGACAGAAUACAGUGUGCCGUUGGAGGGAUCAGACUAGGAGCGGAUUCCCCUGGGGGACAGGAAGGAUGGCCAGGUAGACUGUUGACAUGUAUGUGUCAAGGGGUGUCCAGAAAGCUUCUUAGCCUAAGUCAGAACUGAAUAAGGUCUUGAAGGGUAGAGCGUUCUCUCUGUAGGGUGGUUGGAGUUACCAGCAGGCUCAGAAUCCAAGCAAGGAUCUCUAGCAGAGAGUCUGGGGGCCGGAAGCCACAGCAUCUUUGGGGAGUAGCCCAUAGGGGGGUCAGUGACUCUCAGCAGUGCCUUUGGCCUUGAUCUGCCAGCAGCAGCUCUUCCCUCAUCAGAGCCUGCCCCAUUUCUGGCUCUCUGCUCCCUGGUGGACACCUGCCUGAGCUCAGUGACUGCAGGAAUGCUGGGGUAGACUGGGAUACGGCACCCACCUUUGACAGACCUGGGGGAACUGAUAGGCCCCCACAGGCUCUUCCUUCAUUCUCCCUCCAGGGAAAACUGGCCCAACAUCCAAGGCUCCCGGGGACCAGUGCCCUGUCUUGGGUGAUCAGAACCUCAUCCCCAUCUCCAGCCACAUCAGUCAUUCUCAAGGUCAAACUCCUCCCCUCCCCAGUUGUCAGCAGAGGGGUCCCUGGUUGUGUUGGCAAGACUUCGGUGUCCAGGGUAGACCUCCCCUCUGAUGAGGAGUGAGGUCCUAGAAUCCUGAGAAGGUCCCAGGCCUCGGCCCUGCACAGCACCAGCAUGAUACAGGGUGCUAGGCCACUGGGGACCCUCCACAGAUCUAUUUUUUUACAUGGAACUUGUUUGCUGGACAGAGAGAGGUGGCCUGGAACCCAUAUUGCCCUGUCUGCACCCACCCGGGGAGGGAGGGGCUGGUUGUGGGUGGAGGCUCCUUUGAGGAGCUCUGGAGAUGCUUUUUAUAUUUCUUGGGUUCUAUAUGCAGUACAAAGUAAUAAAAACUUGUCCGUGUUAUGGUC